CUAAAACAAGAAUCGUUUACUUGUUUUUUCUGACUGUAUGCAUCAUUGUUUGGUUUGUGGAAUUGUUUAACAGAAAAAUAAUAUGGUGUCAAUCACGAAGUCCAUUUUCAGACAGUGUAUGUGACAAUACUAAUGAUGGUCAACUUUUGAGAUAAUUUGUAGUCGAACUGAGUCACAAGACCUGAAACCUACUACGAAAUAAACGAUAUUAAUAUGGAUGCCUACAAACACUGUUUUUACUGUAUGUGUCCAAUAGGGAGCUCUGACAAGACAGUAAUGCAAAGACAAAAUAAAACAAAACUAUCUGUGGAAAGGUAUCGCGUUCUAAUUAUGAUCAUUAUUAUUGGAAUAAUUAUACUUUUUGUUUCAUUAACGGUAGCAAUGUUUACCUCUCUAGAUGAUUUAAGACAAGAUCUUUACAAUGAAAAGUUAGACAGGGGAAACAGAGGAAAUACCAUUUGCGUGGCGUGCUAUGAUUUGAUAUUGGAACCAUUGAAUGAAGACAAUGUAAAACUUCACUUAUUCAAAAGAAACAUUGAAAAUGGUACAGAAAUCUGCUGUGCUAAAGGAUGGUAUCAAACAUCAAUUCUUAUUAGCUUAAUGCUUGAAAGACGAGAACGAUUGAAGAAUACUCAAGAUAUUUUUCUUUCUGAAUCUGUAUGUAAAUGCAACAGUUCAAGUGAUGCACGUAACAUUAAAAGAUCAAAGAGGCCUUCUGUUCAUCUGAUUGCAGGCGUACAACCAAUCACAGGUGGUCAUAAAUCUCCAUUUACAGUUGGUAACUGGGUUUCGCAGGGACCUACAUCUCACACAAAUGACAUUCUUGUCGACGACAGCCGAAUUUUCAUCAACACAUCGGGUCUUUAUUUUGUAUACAGCCAGAUAUUUUUCAGUGAUCUUUAUAAAGGUCAAGCACUAUCAAACAAAUCACACACUUUCUACCAUUAUGUUUAUCGGUUCAACCAUAUUUAUCCAAACGAUGGCCAAGAGCUGCUCCUAAAAAGUGUUCGCACAGAAUGUUGGGCAAAAAGUAAAUUCUUUGGUGAUUACACAAGUUACACUGCUGGAGUUUUUAGGCUCAAUGUGGGUGAUCAAAUUUUCGUAAAGGUAUCUCAAAUCAGAUUGAUGUCAAGAGAUAGACAAGCGUCGUUUUUCGGGGUUGCUUUGAUGUAUCCUUAAAAAUAGCACAAUAACAUACUUAUGUUCUGUAUUGUUGUACGACAUAUUUCGCUUUUGAUAUGAUAUAUAAUAAGCUAUAUAUCGUUUCAUUGUUUUCUACUGUUUGUUGUUUAUUUUAUAGCGGAAUA
Mytilus trossulus (common blue mussel) is the source of this 1307-nucleotide messenger RNA. Its product is annotated as tumor necrosis factor ligand superfamily member 10-like. The transcript is spliced from 5 exons. Lineage: Eukaryota; Metazoa; Mollusca; Bivalvia; Mytilida; Mytilidae. The record is from RefSeq and is a predicted model, not a curated record. Gene Ontology annotation, molecular function: tumor necrosis factor receptor binding. Bases 214 to 1179 code for a protein of 321 amino acids. Gene Ontology annotation, biological process: immune response. Gene Ontology annotation, cellular component: membrane.